UAUUGAACGCACGUCGCUCGUCCCCGCGAACGCGCGAUCUCAUUACGGAACCUGUGGAUUUCUAGAUUUCCUAGUGAAGUGCACUAACUAAAUAAAUAUAGUUGUUUAUUAACUACUACUGUGUGUGUGUGGAUUUGACAUUUGGAUUUCAAAAGUUUUCAACAAAGUCUGCGUUGAAUAAAUAACAGAGCCGUGAGCGGAGUAGACAUAAAGAUUUCAAUCUUCGAAUCUACAGUUCCUAUCACCACGUUUAUUGCGGCAGAUUGUGAGGAGACCUCAAGAUUAUGGAAGUCAACAAAUUCCCAUGGACGCGUUACAUAUGAAAGAAGAUAAACCGACUGGUUUCUGAGAAAAAAAGAGUUUUCAGACGAAACUGAAACAAUAGUCAUGUGAAGGAAACAUUAAAACUUGAUGCAAACUGUCAUAUCUACUAAGCAUAUCUUGGAACGCUAAAAGCUUACAUAUCUGAUUCAUUUUAUGCUAGUCACCAUUUGUGAUUACUCUAGAUAGUAAAGAAUUGCUCAAAUUUUAUAAUUUAAGUUCUCUAAGACUCGAAAUAUUGAAAUGUAUAAAAUCUAGAGAAGUUAUAGAAGUGUGAGAGAAUAAAGAUGAAGUUCUUCAGUAUGUUGUUUUUAAGAAGACGCACAUGGAUAUUAAAGGCAGUGCUGGUAUUAACGGCGUUAUGGUUCAUGGUAGCACUGCUGACUACCAAUGGUAGUAGGAAUUCCUUAGUUGCACCGCCGAUAGAAUACGAAGAUGCGGAGGCGAAACCUUACAAGAUGGCGAAACCUACCUCUGUUAAGAAGAAAAGCGAUAAUUAUGGAAAUAAUCUGUCUGAUGCAAAGAAACGGAUCAAUUGGAUGGCUCGGAUUGCUUCUAAAAAUGAGGAAGGUCUAGGUGUACUAGCGGCGCCUGGAUCAGACAACGCACCAGGAGAACUAGGAAAGCCUGUAGUUCUUCCGAAGAACGUCAGUGAAGAAACAAAGGCUGCUGUGGCUGAGGGAUGGAAGAAAAACGCGUUCAACCAGUACGUCAGCGAUCUCAUAUCGAUUAGGAGGAAACUGCCGGAUCCUAGGGACGAAUGGUGUAAAGCACCAGGGCGUUUCCUCAAAGAUCUCCCGCAGACGUCCGUCGUGAUCUGUUUCCACAACGAAGCCUGGUCCGUACUGUUACGGACGGUCCACUCCGUGCUCGACCGAUCGCCGGAGCAUUUGAUCAAGGAGAUCGUGCUUGUGGAUGACUUCUCUGAUAUGCCUCACUUGAUGCAGCAAUUAGACGACUACAUGUCGUCCCUGCCGAAAGUGCGGAUAGUCCGAGCUCCGCGCCGGGAAGGUUUAAUCAGGGCCCGACUGCUCGGGGCGCGAUACGUGACUGCGCCGGUCCUCACCUAUCUAGACAGCCAUUGCGAGUGUACUGAAGGAUGGCUUGAACCUCUACUGGACAGGAUAGCGCGAAACAAAACUACGGUCGUAUGCCCCGUCAUCGACGUAAUCGACGAUAACACUCUUGAAUUCCACUACAGAGACUCCACGUCCGUCAACGUUGGAGGAUUUGACUGGAACCUUCAAUUCAAUUGGCACCCAGUGCCAGCCAGAGAACGUGCCAGGCAUACCAAUACUGCUGAAGCAGUAUGGUCACCAACUAUGGCUGGUGGACUUUUCGCUAUUGACAAAGCAUUCUUCGAAACAUUGGGAACGUAUGACAGUGGCUUCGACAUCUGGGGAGGCGAAAAUUUGGAGUUGUCCUUCAAAACGUGGAUGUGCGGUGGGACUCUGGAAAUCGUACCCUGCUCGCAUGUAGGACACAUAUUUAGGAAACGGUCUCCGUAUAAGUGGAGGACUGGUGUUAACGUGUUGAAGAAGAAUUCAGUUCGGCUUGCUGAGGUAUGGUUGGAUGACUACGCAAAAUACUACUACCAAAGAGUUGGCAACGAUAAAGGCGACUUCGGCGACGUCAGUGGCCGAAAAGAGCUCAGGAGAAAACUAGAAUGCAAAUCCUUCGAGUGGUAUCUUAAAAACAUUUAUCCUGAACUCUUCAUCCCUGGCGAGUCAGUGGCCCAUGGCGAGAUCCGAAACGUGGGCUUCCAAAAGACGUGUUUGGAUUCACCAACGCGCAAGUCCGAUCACCAUAAACCCGUCGGACUGUACCCGUGUCACCGGCAAGGCGGCAACCAGUACUGGAUGUACUCGAAAACGGGUGAGAUUCGCCGUGACGAGACGUGCCUGGACUAUUCGGGGCACGACGUGGUGUUGUACCCAUGCCACGGAGCCAAAGGCAACCAGCUGUGGCUCUAUGAUGAAAAAUCGAAGUUACUGAAGCACGGUUCCAGUGAAAAAUGCAUGGCGAUAUCGGAAAACAAGUCCAAAAUCACCAUGGAGUCCUGCAACGAAGAUGAAAUCCGGCAACUGUGGACCCUCGAAAACUUCCGCCCCGACAGACUGGGCCCAGACCUUAUGUUUAUUUAAACCGAUAGAGUGGGUUCAGAACUAUUGUUCAUUUGAACAACGAAUGGACCCACUGCUCCUAUUGCUAUAAAUAUGGACAUUUUGAAAUUGGACACAAAUAUGUGUCUUAGUGUUGAUAAUGAAAUUAUUAUUAAUGAUUCACUUGUUGUUGAAAGCAAUGUGUGCAUAUCUGUGUUUAAAUUUAAAAGUGAUUUUAAUGACGGACUUGUUAAAUAAAAUAGUGAACCGGUGAAGUCAUAUUGUGAUGGCACUAAUGAAAUGUGAUUAGAAGUUUUGGGAAAUAGUGAUGGAACAAUAUUUCAUUCCGUUGUUACUGAAGCCGUGUUGAUGUUGUAAUAUGAAUAAAAUGCAUUUUCACUAAAAUAAUAACCUAUAAUUAAAAUGAGGUUGUGAACAUUUUAGUGAAAAGGUAUUAGAAAAUGUAAUAAAUGUAUGUCCAUAGAUUCAUGAUUUAAUCCCUUUCGAUUAAACGGGUGAUGUAAGUCGAUGUACCUAUUUCUAAAGUUUAAAUAAUUAUGCAGUUUUUGGCCUAAAUUAUAGGUUCCUUGAGGGCGAUUCGAAUCGUAUCUGUCAGUUGUCAUAGUGACAUUUCUGAUGGAAGAAAUGACACUGUUGACAGCUGACAGACCAUACCCAUAACCGUUUCGUAACAAGAUUAUGAAGUUCGAAUCGCCCUCCUUGAUUUAUGUGCCAGUGAAUUUUCAAUAAAUCUGUAUGAUUGUUUGAUAUUUAACUCCCAUUUUUAUUCCAAUGGAAAACUAGUAAUCUCAUUGGUGUAUUUAUUUAAUUUAGUAGGUUUUUAAUUGAAUUGGAUUUUAUAUUGGCAUUAAUAAUUAUAGUAUUGUUAUUUUUUGUUUUUCUAUUUCGUUAUGUUAUGAAUACAUAUUUUAUGAAAUUAUUUAGCUAAAGAGAGUAAAAAUUUAAAAUGUUUGUACAUAUCUUGAAAAUCUUGAAAUACAUAUGAUUUUUAUGAAUAGUUACAUAAAUAAAAGCUUCAUAAGUAUUGCUAACGUAGCAAUAGUAACAGAUAUUUGUAUAUUUCGAUUUGUGAUUUUUAUUAAAAGCAUAAAAUAGUACCUAGAUAUCAAUUGACUACAAAACUAGACUUUGAUAGGGUAACGAUAAAAAAGUUUGAAUAUUAUUGUUCACUUUUAUUUAGAAUAGGUAUAGAUUUUGUUUAUUAAGUUAUUUUUAGAUCGAAUUUAUUUUCAUGUACAGUCGCCAUCAGAUAUAACGGAGCGGCUAAGGUGCUCACAAAUAUCUAAACACACUUCUCUUGUCAAGGCGCAUUCAAAAAUAACUGAAGACGCAUCAGAUAUUUUGAGUACCUCGGCUGCUCCGAUAUAUCUGAUAGCGACUGUCGUUGUGUUGACUACGGAGAAAUCGUAACUAAAAUUGACUGAAAUUACGUAGAAUAGUUCAACUUUUUCUAGAUGCUCUUCGUCUAAAAUACUUAAAAUAAAUAGUUCAAAUGUAAGGUAACAUUAGUGACAACCGUUCACAAUACAUAUCUAAAGCAUAUCUGUAUUUUAUUAUAUCAAUUCAACAAUUACUUACUUUUACCAAUUGAAGAAAAAAAACCAAUAAGGAAUUUCAUUCCUAUCAACUUGUUGGUUUUAAUAAAACAUCUAAAAUUGAGUUCUUGUACAAAAUAGCCUAAAAAUAAUUUACCGACUUUAAUUGUUAUUCCAUUAUUUUCCAUUGUUAUAAGAUACUUUAACAUUCCUACAACCAUGUGAUUCAAUUGAAUAGUUAUUAGAGCGUACAAAUUCAACUGCCUGUAAAUGUAAAUGUGUGGAAACGGUUACAGCUGCGAAAUGGACUUGAUCUAAACUAAAUACAAUACCUUUCAUUCUUUUAAAUACUUGCAAUAGUUUCCUGUUUUAUGAAGUUGAUAGUUUUGAAAAAAAAGUUAAAACACGUAGUUAUUACAAUAAAAAAAAAAACAUGUUACCGUACACAGUACAAAAAUGAUUUUAGAUAUGGUUAUGUAAAAAUUUAACUCUUUUUUAUAAUUUUACUAGACCAAAUUGAAGUAUUUGGUCAAACAAAGAUAUUGCAAGUUGCACUACUGGUUAUAUACCUACAGUCAAGUCAGUAGGGUAGAGUGGGGUACCUACAGUGGAUCACGGGGGUCACAGUGAAUAAGUAUAUACCUAUUUUAAAACUUUGCUUGUACCUACACAGAUAAAGGCUCUCUAUGAGACAUUUAUCACAUG
Molecule: messenger RNA, 4684 nt
Organism: Cydia splendana
Lineage: Eukaryota; Metazoa; Arthropoda; Insecta; Lepidoptera; Tortricidae
Gene: Pgant9
Product: putative polypeptide N-acetylgalactosaminyltransferase 9
Exons: 14
Coding region: 609-2465 (618 amino acids)
Biological process (GO): protein O-linked glycosylation
Cellular component (GO): Golgi apparatus
Molecular function (GO): polypeptide N-acetylgalactosaminyltransferase activity
Source: RefSeq, a predicted model, not a curated record